UUUUAUAUCCAAUCGUAGUAAAGACAAGAGAGAAUAUAUUUACACGAAAGAACAGUUUGCGCAAGCUAAGACACACGACGAAAUUUGGAAUGCAGCUCAAGUUCAGGUUAUAAACGAAGGAAGAAUGCACGGAUACAUUCGAAUGUAUUGGUGUAAAAAAAUCCUGGAAUGGACCAAGAGUCCUGAAGAAGCAAUAGAAAUUGGUCUCCAUUUGAACGACACCUUCGCAUUGGACGGAAAUAAUCCAAACGGAUUUGUUGGUGUAAUGUGGUCAAUUUGUGGAGUCCAUGAUCAUGGCUGGACUGAACGACCGAUAUUUGGAAAAAUUCGGUUUAUGGUGUUUUGGAGCAUGAGAAAAAAAUUCGACGCCGAUGCGUUUUGUGAGCAGUACGGAAGAAGAAUUGAUAACGCCACAGCACCCAAAGCUAAAAAACAAUCAGUUUCUAAUAUCAAGCAAACAUAUCUGAAUAAAAAGCAAUCAACGAAAAGC
Agrilus planipennis (emerald ash borer) is the source of this 490-nucleotide messenger RNA. Its product is annotated as deoxyribodipyrimidine photo-lyase-like. Gene Ontology annotation, biological process: photoreactive repair. Gene Ontology annotation, molecular function: deoxyribodipyrimidine photo-lyase activity. The record is from RefSeq and is a predicted model, not a curated record. NCBI's taxonomy places the organism in Eukaryota, Metazoa, Arthropoda, Insecta, Coleoptera, Buprestidae.